UGAGUGCGAGAGCGAGAGAGCCAGACAGAGGGCAGAAAGGAAGCGACACAUAGUGCUGCUGCAGCGAUGGAGAGUCGGGCUCUUUUUUUGCUGUGAUCAGUGUUUUCAUCGUCGUGGGGACCAGACUCUCUGCCGCUCUUCGUCUCUUUGCCUCACCCAGCCAGCUUGCCUGCUUGUGCUUUUAAAGGGGAAGAUGCUGAUGCACAGUGGCAUGUGUGUCAGGUGUGUAUGAGAUGGAAAUCUAUGUGUGCUGAUUCCCAUGAGCACACAGUGAGACUUGAUGCUGCUGGGGGACACACAGCAGGCCUGAGCAGGGGCCCUACAUGCCAUGGUAAAUACCAUUAAAGGAAGAAUGCAAGCAGAUUAUGGCACGACAGAAGUCUAAUAGCCAGUCAGACUCUCACGACGAUGAGGUUUCUCCUCCACCUCCGAACCCAGUUGUCAAGGCCCGUCGCCGCAGGGGAGGAGUCAGCGCGGAAGUGUACACCGAGGAGGAUGCUGUCAGCUACGUACGCAAGGUGAUUCCAAAGGACUACAAGACCAUGACUGCCUUGGCCAAGGCCAUCUCGAAGAAUGUGUUGUUUGCCCACCUAGAUGACAACGAGAGAAGCGACAUAUUUGAUGCCAUGUUUCCUGUCACCCACAUUGCAGGAGAAACAGUCAUCCAGCAAGGUGAUGAAGGAGACAACUUCUACGUGAUUGAUCAAGGUGAAGUGGACGUGUAUGUGAAUGGUGAGCUGGUGACCAAUAUUGGAGAGGGGGGAAGUUUUGGCGAGCUGGCACUGAUCUAUGGGACUCCAAGAGCUGCCACCGUCAAGGCCAAGACUGAUCUUAAACUGUGGGGCAUCGACAGAGACAGCUACCGCCGCAUCCUCAUGGGUAGCACUCUGAGAAAGAGAAAGAUGUACGAAGAGUUCCUAAGUAAGGUCUCCAUACUUGAGUCUUUGGAUAAGUGGGAGCGCUUGACUGUGGCUGAUGCUCUGGAGCCUGUUCAGUUUGAGGAUGGGGAGAAGAUUGUGGUGCAGGGAGAGCCUGGAGACGACUUCUUCAUCAUUACAGAGGGAAUAGCCUCUGUUCUGCAGCGCAGAUCUGACAAUGAGGAAUAUGUGGAGGUCGGACGCCUCGCACCCUCAGACUACUUUGGUGAGAUCGCCCUGCUGCUGAACCGUCCCCGCGCAGCCACCGUCGUUGCUCGUGGACCCCUCAAGUGCGUGAAGUUGGACCGACCCCGCUUUGAGCGAGUGCUGGGUCCGUGCUCCGAGAUCCUCAAGAGAAACAUCCAGAGAUACAACAGCUUCAUCUCCCUCACCGUGUGAGAGGCUCCCCCACUCCACCAGCAGGGGCGUGCACCAUCAUCAACAGCAUCAGAGGUUUAGCGUCAGGGUCGGGAACUGGGGUUGUGAGGACACAGGGUGGAGAACAGCAAUUUUAAAUGUAAAAUUAUACAAAAAGCUUAUCUCUUACCUUUACGUUUAUUUUGUGGGGUUUUUUUUUUUUUUUAAACUUGUGCACUUUCACUUGAUCUUUUCUGUCAUGUAGCUUUACAUCAAAAACAAUGCAGGGUGUAAAACUCAGAGCGAGAACAGAAACCAUUUAAUUGAAGAUGUAAUGUAAAUGAGUCACUUUUUAUCAUGCACGGGAGACUUGCAUAAAAAUGGUGUUUGCACUUUGAUGUAUUUCACGGAGCAUGUGGACACAUUCAGGAAUCACGGAGGAAGUGAAGUCAUGUUUACGCACAGCGUGAGGAAGUGGGUACACAUUUCUUUGCUCGCUGGAUGUUGUUGCUUUUUGAUGCCCCUUUUUUUUAUCUCUGCCUGUGCGUUGCAUCAUUUCUAGACCAAAACAGUCACGCACUAUACAGAUCUUUUUUCCCUGAAAUGUGCUUUAGUGAGAGAGCUAAACAAAAACCUUUUCUUGUCUGUUUUAAUGUUUUCUUUGCUUCUAUAGAUUGCUCUCAUUUCUAUUAUGAGGUUGGAGGUCGUUAGAUGUAGCGGGGGGGUGGGGGCUUACUUUUACUAAAAUGUACAACAAUAAAAGACAUGAAACAUGUUAAAAAUGUACUGUCUGUGCAUCCAAAUUGUGAUGUAGUUCAUUGUUGCUUCGAGCCGUAUUGUUGCACUGGGUUUGGGGCAAACUUGCAAGACUGACAUGCAUAAUAACUAUCAGUCUCUGUAGUGCAGUAGCACAUACAACUUUUUUACUCUCCACUUCUUUAUCUCUUGUGUUGCUCUUAGUUUUUUCAAUGGUGAUUUCUUGGUCUGUAGGCCUUCUGCUGCUUGCUCCAUCUUUCCACAUAGAUGUGCUCGGAUCAGACUUUUUAGGCCAUUGCUCAGAGUGAGCUUUGGAGAUAUUUAUUUUACCUCCCACACCAUCUUGCUUGGAUAAACUUAGAUCCCUUAUCAAGGUAUCCUUGUCACAGUUCCAGUUGUUUUAAUCUUUUUAAUUAUUUCUCUGACUGCAGAUCUGAACAAGUCUGGGCGAGAAGAUAUGUCCCUGUAGCUAUUUCUCGACUUAUGAAGAUCACACAUCUCCCUUAAGUCAGGCGCACACUGGGAGAUUCCAAAUAUAGGUCUUAAACAUGUCACACCGUGUAAACUUUAUAUAUUAAAAUCUUGGUAGUAACAAUGUCAGACUGUAUGAUGGAAGACGUAAGACUGCAGGAUUGCUGCAGCUGCAGAGUUACAUCAGAAGGAUCUAACAAGUUUUGGAUGUUAACGCGUAGUUGGACUUUGGAAAGUAGUGGAGGAUAAGGAAAAGGAGACAUUUUGAAAGUGCUAAUGACUUGGAGAAAAAGGAAAGUAAUAAAAUGUUUGACACUGCCGUAGCUUAUCUUUGCAUAGUGAGAACUCUUCUUCUCUUGAAUGGUAUGUUCUCUUCUCUUUUGGUUUUUGAAGAGUGGCUAAGAUAAAUUUUCCUCUGCUUCGUGUCAUAUUUAUACCCCAGGGCACUAUUGCACAGUGUGAAACUGGCUUUGAAGAUUGGCUUUGACAGCUGGCUUCUGUGUAGCAUCAUAUUUAUUCCCCAGCAAAACAAAAAGCCUUUUUUUUUUUUAUUUAAACAUUGAGACACUGAUCAACUUUAAAAGAAAAAAAAUGAUAAUUUCUUGGAUUCUUGAAAAAUAUUUCUUUUCUUAAAGUUGUAUUUUUCCCCCACUUAAUAAAUGUACACAAAUUUAAAGUUUAGAUUUUUCAAAAUUUUCAGUGUGACAAUACCCGCAUAGAAUAAAAGCUGUUUUAUUGGCAGACCUUUAUAGGCAUAUUUUGUAAACACAAACUGCUACUACUGUAUAGGCUGAGCAGUUCCUGGUCCAAAUAUCAGUUGAUGGAGUCUGACGACGUCAGCUCUAUGAAGACAAUAGGAGCGAGCCCUAUGAGUGUGCAGAUCUUCUUAAUCUUUAUGUGUUGCUACUGAACAACAUCAGACCUUUGAUACACAGACAAUACUUGUUGGGAGCACUAGUUUCAACUUUUCUGUCAGAUUAGUUGGAAAUGAACAAACCCAGAAAAUAUUUAAGUUUCUGUGAGUUGUUCUCCAAAAGGUUCAGUCGUGUUAUCUCCACAAGACUAAACUUUCUAAGCUUACACCGUCUCAGGACUGAAUGAAUAAAUCUUCAACACGCACAUCUUACCCAAUGCUUGUCUUUGAGCUGAUUUUGUUUGAUGUUUUAGUGCUUUUGCACCACUUUGGAGUUUUAUGUCAGCUCAGUAACCUGAUUUAGAUGUUUUUAAAUGUUAUGAAUAAGAGAGAGUUGAUAAAACUAAGAACUUGUGUUGGUUUCCUUUGGUCUACAAUUCUGUCAACAUUGCACAACUGACCCGAUGCUAUAAAAAUAGGACCCUAAGAAACAAGAGUCUGUAUUUCUCUUUCUGUGUGUCUUUUUUUCAACAAUCAAACCAUCUGGGGCAAAUAAAGAUAAGCUUCUGAAACUA
Messenger RNA from Girardinichthys multiradiatus, 3929 nucleotides. RefSeq names its product cAMP-dependent protein kinase type I-beta regulatory subunit. Bases 366 to 1316 code for a protein of 316 amino acids. Gene Ontology annotation, biological process: regulation of protein phosphorylation. Lineage: Eukaryota; Metazoa; Chordata; Actinopteri; Cyprinodontiformes; Goodeidae. The record is from RefSeq and is a predicted model, not a curated record. The transcript has 10 exons. Gene Ontology annotation, cellular component: cAMP-dependent protein kinase complex. Gene Ontology annotation, molecular function: cAMP-dependent protein kinase regulator activity.